This is a messenger RNA of Symbiodinium natans, 1599 nucleotides long. The record is from the annotation of a GenBank genome assembly. NCBI's taxonomy places the organism in Eukaryota, Dinophyceae, Suessiales, Symbiodiniaceae.
AUGCAAACUAUUCGGAGGAUCAUGACUACAGUGGUUCUGCUUCGUUUCUGUCUGUCUGGCGCACGCGAGCGCAUGAAUCCCUUCAAACCAUUUUCAGUAUACGUACCCUUCGAUGAUGUCGACAAGAUGAUGGUUCACAUCAGUUGGAAUUAUUCUUCGGAUGGAAGCUGGAAACUCCGCCACCACUUGUCAAUGGAACAUGGCCGGUCCGUGCCACUUCCUGACGAACAGCUUCGUGAACUCACAACACGUCUAGAGAAUGCUUACGAUGCGCAGCGCACACUUGAUCCUGUCUUCUUCAAUAGGAAGCAGAGGAGGUGGAGGCGUGGCUGGGUUCGGUCACCCAGAUGUGGUAGUUUGGAGCCUUACUGGGACAAGUUCAAUCUUUCACUUGCGCUCUGGAAUGCCUACAGCGUGCUGACAGCCUCUGACUUGCCGAGAUCUAAGGUUCUUGUGAAUAUCGGAGCUGGAGAUGGUCCAGGUGCAGGCCAGAGUCUGGACCCUGUGUGGGUUUUGGCAUUGAGCUUCCAUCUUCACGCAGUCUUUGUGGAGCCUGGACCAGCUGAGUUUCAGGAACUUAACCACAACAUCAAAGCACAUCGAACGCCUCUGAACCUGAUUAGCGAGCCUUACAUGAUGGCUCUGAAGCCGGAGCAGAUCCCCAACCUUCUACAACGCUCAGCGCUGUUGCAAAGCGCAGCUUUGCUGGAUGUCUUAAAGGUUGACAUAGAUGUGAACGAUUGCGACGUGGCUGCGUCUUUUCUGAGAGAGCGUCGAGCUCGGAUUGUUCUCAUCGAAGUGAACCCCUCAUUCCCGCCGCCAAUUCUUUUCUGCCAGCAUGCGAGCUCGCCGCCUCAUGCAAACACGAAACCCUUACAUGGGUGUUCGUUAAGCUACAUGGUUGAGCUAUUUGCUACGUUCGACAUGUGGUUGUAUCGCUUCGACGGUCAGGAUGCCUUGUUUGUUGAUUCUGCCCUGGCGCGCGAGCUGACAGCAGCCUUCGGGGACCGCUUUCCCAAGGACGAGAUUGAUUGUUUCCAAUGGCCACGGCUUCUCCCCUCAACAGCAUCGGCACCGGUCGACGAAUUCCGGAAUUGGUUCUAUGAUUUGGAAGCUGAGGAGCAGUUGCAAAUUGCCGCCCGCACUGCGAUGUCACAGUACGCUCGUUACAGAGGCUUGUGUUCUGUAGAGGCCACAGCAUCUUGCUCGUGGCAUGAGGCUGCACGUGGCGUGCUGAAGGGUCCAGCAUACAGGAAAUUGAUUGCUGAUUCGCAGGCUGCGUGCAAGCACGCAUGUUGCGAUGACUCCUCUUGUCAUGCCGCGUCAUUCUCCUGGUCGGCUGGAGGCAUGUGCAUGCUGCACAAGCAGGUCCACUUGCACACACCCCGAGCAGAGUCUGACGGUGGCGUUGUACUUGUCCGUCGUGAGGCAAGGGACGAGAAAGCCUGCAUGGAAGCUUUUCAGAGCUUGCAGCCGCAGCUGCCGAUGACGAUCGGCCUGCCGAUCUGUGGACACUCCUGCCAAUUCCCCUCGUGGCCUUCACAAUCUUCACAGCCUGGGACCGGCUCCGAAAAGAAUCGACAUUCAGCGAUCACGUAG